UCUCAAAUUGUAUAUUGUCAUUGAAAAUAUCGUAACAUAGUUUUGUUCUUUCACUUUGAUCAAAGCAAUAAACCUGAAUUUUCUUUUAGAAAGGAAUUUUAUUAGAUUAGAAUUGAGGAAGCAUGGACUCUGGUGAUUGGCGAACUCAACUACCCCUACCUGAUUCUCGUCAAAGGAUUGUCAACAAGAUAAUGAAGACAUUAAGCAGGCAUCUUGCUGUCCCAGGGCAAGAAGUGCUGGAGCUUCAGAAAGUCGCAGUGCAGUUGGAGGAAGAGAUCUAUGCUGUGGCGACUAGUCAGGAAGAUUAUCUGCGGAAAUUAUCUUUAAAGGUGCUGACCAUGGAUACAACUCAAAAUCCUAUUACCAGUUCUUUACAUCCCAAUGCUGCCAGUAGUGGUCCGGACGCCCAUGGCCCAGCAUCUUUAGAUUCUACAGCUCAGAUGGGAAAUGCAAAUGCAGCUGAUUGGCAGGAGGAGACUUACCAAAAGAUCAAUUCUAUGAAGGAGAUGUAUUUAUCAGAGGUCAAUGAUCUAUACCAGAGAAUUGCUUCUAAAGUGCAGGAGCAUGAUUCUCUUCCUCAUCGUCCUCAGAACGAGCAAAUUGAAAAGCUCAAGAUGUUCAAGAUGGCGCUGGAACGGAUUGUGCUUUACUUGCAGCUUAACAAGCAUGACAUUCAACUUUCUCACAAGGAGAAACUGCUUGCCGUUGAGAAACACAUAAGUUUCUUUCUUAGUGCCAAUAGGGGCAAGCCUGCUUCUUCUCCACUACCGGGGCAACUUCCUGAGUCUUUCAUGCAGCAGCUGAUUGCACAUCAGACAAAUGUUGCAAACCUCCAGCGGAACCAACUGAUGCAUCAACAGACGAAUCAAUUGGAAAUGGAAAUGCAACAGAGGCUUCAAACAUCAGCCCCCUUGUUUCAACAGCAGAAUGUAAUGGAACAGCAGAAGCAACUAUAUCAACCACAAAGAGCCGCACAAGAAGCGUCAUCAAGUUAUGAAAACACAAAUUGCGCAUUUUUAGAUUCUACAGCUCAGAUGGGAAAUGCAAAUGCAGCUGAUUGGCAGGAGGAGGUUUACCAAAAGAUAAAGUCUAUGAAGGAGAUGUUUUUAUCAGAGCUCAGUGAUCUAUACCAGAAAACUGUUUCUAAAGUGCAGCAGCAUGAUUCUCUUCCUCAUCAUCCUCAAAACGAGCAAAUUGAAAAGCUCAAGAUGUUCAAGAUGACGCUGGAACGCAUUGUGCUUUACUUGCAGCUUAACAAGCAUGAAAUUCAACUUUCUCACAAGGAGAAACUGCUCUCGGUUGAGAAGCACAUAAGUUUCUUUCUUAGUGCCAAUAGGCCGCGCAAGCUUGCUUCUUCUCCAGUACAGGGGCAACUUCCUCAGUCUUCCAUGCAUACAAGUCAGGCACAGAACACAUGUGCGCCAGACACCUAGGGUUGGUUCCGGUCAACAACAUAUUGCUUCCGAGUUUGAUAGACUUCUGAAUUUGGUAGAUUAGAUGGUAGUUCUGGUGGACUGGGUUAUGUUAGUUUCGAUAUUACUAUCUCCCUAGACCCCACUUGUGGGACUACACGGGAUUUGUUGUUUUUGUUGUUGGUAUUGCUACUUAUGUUAUUAAUUGAUUGGGUUGUAGUGAUGAACGUUUAGCCCAUGCAGGGACGGAUUUACAUGGAUGGGUAUGGGUUCACAUGAACCCAUGCACCCGUCCCUAGAUUAUGCAAAGUACUGCAAUUAUUCUGAUAAAUUAUUUAAAUUUUAUGUGGGAACCUUUGAUUCA
Molecule: messenger RNA, 1776 nt
Organism: Lycium barbarum (goji berry)
Lineage: Eukaryota; Viridiplantae; Streptophyta; Magnoliopsida; Solanales; Solanaceae
Product: mediator of RNA polymerase II transcription subunit 15a-like
Exons: 11
Coding region: 123-1433 (436 amino acids)
Biological process (GO): regulation of DNA-templated transcription
Molecular function (GO): chromatin DNA binding; transcription coactivator activity
Source: RefSeq, a predicted model, not a curated record